CACCAAUUCGCCACGGAACCUGAAAGGUCGAGCGAAACAUAAAUAUCGCGACCACCGACGCCAAGCUGCAGAUGGUUCCUUUUCCCAUCAUCACACUUCUCACACCUAAUCCUAUACAACGAUUUCCCUUUGUCUUUUUUCCUUUUGUCUUUUUUCUUUUUGUCAUUUUCUUUUUGUCAUUUUUCUUUUUGUCUUGUCUUUUUUCUCCCGUCUUUUCUCUCCCCAUUUUUCCCUUUUUUCAACACCGGCCUCAAGCCAGCCAAAUAACGAUGCACUUUACCCUUUCCGCCAGUGUCGCGACGGUCCUCGCCCUGCUCGUCGCGCAGGUCGCCGCCGCCCCGGUUCCCGGGAGCUCGGAGCUCGGAGUCCGCGCCAACGGGGGCAAGGCCGACCCCAAGGAGGUGAAAUAUGCCGAAAAGAUAGCCAAGGAUGCCUUGGCAAAGGCCAGGAAGAACCCCACAAUGACCGGCCCAUGCGGCGGCCUCGGCUGCGCCGGCAACAGCUGGAAGCGCGACGUCCAAGAGGAGGUGGCGGAAACCCCCAAGCUCGGAGCCCGCGCCAAAGCCGACCCCAAGGAGGUAAAAUAUGCGGAAAAGAUAGCCAAGGAUGCCUUGGCAAAGGCCAGGAAAAACCCCACAAUGACUGGCCCUUGCGGCGGCCUCGGCUGCGUCGGCAACAGCUGGAAGCGCGGCAUCCAGGAGGAGGUGGCGCCGGCGGUGGAGGAAACCCCCAAGCUCGGAGCCCGCGCCAAGGCCGACCCUAAGGAGUGA
This is a messenger RNA of Gaeumannomyces tritici R3-111a-1, 770 nucleotides long. RefSeq lists its product as hypothetical. The transcript has a single exon. The coding region runs from base 72 to 770 and encodes 232 amino acids. The record is from RefSeq and is a predicted model, not a curated record. Lineage: Eukaryota; Fungi; Ascomycota; Sordariomycetes; Magnaporthales; Magnaporthaceae.